CCGGAGCCUACUCCCGUCGUCUCUGCUCUCUUCCCCGCCCCUGAGCAGCCACUCGUCGGCCCGAGUUGUGUCCUCCAUCGUUGUUCCUCAUCUGCAGUUUCAUGAUUACCGUACAUCCGAUGAUCCGCUUCCACUCGCCCUCGCGUGGUCUCCUUCUCCCCGACCUCUCGGUGCUCAGCAGGAGUGUGGCUCGCCACCGGCCCCGACGAGAGAGGUCAUCGCCCCGGUCAGCUCUGGCCGCCUCCACCACCACCUCUAGCCGUCGUCACCAUCCUCACCCCCGGCCACGACUUACAUCCCAGCUUAGGUCGUGUUCACCGACCACCAUGCCUUAUUCUUUCCAAUGUUCCUUAACCAAUGUUGGAGAUGGUGCCCAUCGACGCUGCUACCUUCGAAAAAUCGCCAUGGUAUGGAUUGACGACCACGGGGCGUGUUUCUUCCCUAUGCCAAAGAGUGGGAGGACGCAGAGCAGGGUCACCAAGCUGGAUGACGGGGCAUCAUCGGAGGCGGAGGAGAGGUCCAACGAGAGGUGUGACAUGGUGGGGUUCGGCAGGGUCAAUAAGAUGACCCACAGAGCUUGGCAAGACGGUGAGACAUGGCUGAAGGAGCGGAGCACAACUUCAGAAGGACGAACAGGCACAACGAAGGCUUACACAUUGUUGCCACCUCAAUGUCCUUACAUCAGGCUAGUUCAGGCUUUCGAAUUUGUGGUUUUGAUCAUUGGCAAGCAUGUAUAUAGUCGUACCAGAAUUCAUUAGACACGGUUACCAGUUGUGGAUUCGUUGCAAUAUUUUUGAUCUUAUCAAUAUAUUUGAUGUUCGUUCGUGUA
Molecule: messenger RNA, 829 nt
Organism: Hordeum vulgare subsp. vulgare (domesticated barley)
Lineage: Eukaryota; Viridiplantae; Streptophyta; Magnoliopsida; Poales; Poaceae
Exons: 4
Coding region: 102-758 (218 amino acids)
Source: RefSeq, a predicted model, not a curated record